AUGAGUGAAUCCUUUGACUGCCCUAAGAUAAUUGGUCUGAUCGACAGAGGAAUCAUUCCUGAAGAGUGGAGGAUCAUGGUUGCGGUCCCGAAAGAGAGGGAGUUCAAGCAGACUGAUGCACGGUGUUUUGGUAAGAUGACCUUCGAGAUGACGGCAUACCAAGUUGUCACAGAGUCCAACAUUGCUGAGACUAUAUUUAAGUAUAUUAAACACCAGUCCAUGACUCUCAGCGAAGAGCAGCUUACCAAAACACUGAAUAGGAUGAGUUGCCCAGGAGGAGACCACGAUUACAUCUACAUUGUGAUCGAUUUCUCCUCAUGGUGCACUCAUUUUCGAUCUGAACUUGUUGACCCUCUCUUUCGGGCUCUAGACGAUCUGUUUGGUGUCUCUAACUUGUACCAGUUUACACACAGAUUCCCCUUGAUUUCAAAGUUAUUGUUUCAGGAUAGGUACGCCCCCCCUGACCAGAGUUCCUCUGGUGAACCGAUUGAGGGAGCCCGCUGCGUGCAUGGUCCUGAGGCAUGGCUUGAAGGAUUGCGGCAGAAGGGAUGGACUCUAGCUUCAAUCAUGAUCAUCCUGUUAGCGGCUUACAAAUGUGACACCACCGCUUCCUUACUUGUACAGGGAGACAAUCAGGUGAUUGUGCUCAGGAUCCCAUCCAAGCAGUACUUGAGGGAGCGUAAUCUAACCCCCGACGAAUACACUGUGCAGUUUCUCCAGGUGUUGGAAGAAACAUGUACAAAAUCUGGUAUUGUCAUCAAGGUGCCGGAAUCUUGGAGAUCGCGCAGACUCCUUGAAUUCGGAAGACGUUACUUCCUAGAUGGCGUUCAGGUGAGUGGGGCCAUUAAGAAAGCAACAAGAAUAACAAGCGAGGCCAACCAUACUAUCCUCACUAUCAAUGCAAUCAUCGCUGGUCUCUUUUCCAGCGGAGCCUCGAUUGCUGGAGAUGAUGAAAGCCCCAUACCGGCCUAUCAAUUGACGCCGAGCCAGCGUAACUUGUACGGUAAGAACCGACACAGAUGGUCAACAAAUCCUCGUGACCCGCGCACACGUACAAGUAGUCGUAAUGUGAUACAUAUCGUACCUGGUCCUUCUGGAUUGGCUAAAGAGGUCUCGGAGCCAAGGGAACUAUUUCAGCUUUUUGUGACGGAAGAAAUGAUCGAUGCCUUCGUGCAAUUUACAAACGCAGAUAUUGAUAUAAAGAAUAAUAAGUACAAACUUUCAAAAUUCACUACUUCUCAGACGUCGGCUAAUGAAAUCAAGGCUUUACUGGGUCUACUUAUUCAAUCUGCUGCCCUGAAAAGUAACCAUUUGCCAACUCGGAUGUUAUUUGACACAAAAAAGAAGCGCAAACACCUAUAA
Molecule: messenger RNA, 1362 nt
Organism: Parnassius apollo (apollo)
Lineage: Eukaryota; Metazoa; Arthropoda; Insecta; Lepidoptera; Papilionidae
Source: the annotation of a GenBank genome assembly